AAGUCAGUGAGAGGAGAAAAAAUGAAAGAAAGAUAAGAACGACACAACAACACACCACAAACCCUAGCUCCAAAAUCUCGCGAUAAAUCGGAAAUCUUUUUGAAAUCUGCGAUCUCCGUUUAUCUCUCCGUCGUCAAACACCAAUCUCUCACUCACUCCGUUGUCAUAUAUUGUGCCACAGGAGUGAGGUUACUGCAUCCUGAUGGUUAGAGAGAAGGAUGUCUGUUGGGAAUAUGCAGAGAAGUUAGAUGGAAACAAGGUUAAAUGUAAAUUUUGCCAGAGAGUUCUAAACGGUGGAAUUAGCAGGUUGAAGCAUCAUUUAUCUCGGUUCCCAAGUAAAGGGGUGAAUCCUUGUAGCAAGGUCAGGGAUGAUGUUACAGAUAGAGUAAGGGGUAUAAUAGCAUCAAAGGAAGAGGUUAAAGAAACCACCUCCAGUGUGAAGAAGCCGAAACUAUCAGUAGCAGAAGUCAAGUCCCCUGGUAGUCUUUCUGCAACUAAAGCUGUUAUAUCUUUGGAUGCGAUAUCCCCUAUUGUGAAGAUUUUCCCUAGUGGUGGCAAUCCUAUGACCCCUUCCUCUGCGAACAAUCAAGAGAAUGCAGAGAGAAGUAUUGCUCUAUUCUUUUUUGAGAAUAAGCUUGACUUCAGUGUUGCGCGGUCUUCAUCCUAUCAGUUGAUGAUUGAUGCCAUUGCGAAAUGUGGCCCUGGAUUUUUCGGUCCAUCAGCAGAAGCCUUGAAAACAACAUGGUUGGAAAGGAUAAAAUCAGAAGUGGGUUUGCAGUCGAAAGAUGUCGAGAAAGAGUGGGCUACUACAGGUUGUACCAUCAUUGCAGAUACAUGGACUGAUUAUAAAUCGAAGGCCAUAAUUAACUUCUUGGUCUCAUCACCAUCCAGGACUUUUUUCCACAAAUCUGUGGAUGCCUCUGCAUAUUUCAAGAACACAAAAUGGCUUGCUGAUCUUUUUGAUUCUGUGAUUCAGGAGUUUGGCCCGGAAAAUGUUGUGCAAAUUAUUAUGGAUAGCAGUUUUAGCUACACUGGCAUUGCUAAUCAUAUUGUGCAGAACUAUGGAUCUAUAUUUGUAUCUCCUUGUGCAUUUCAGUGUUUAAACCUGAUCUUGGAGGAUUUUUCCAAGGUUGAUUGGAUUAGUAGAUGCAUUUUCCAAGCACAAACCAUAUCAAAGUUGAUAUACAAUAAUGCUUCACUUCUGGAUCUUAUGAAGAAGUACAGCGGAGGCCAGGAGCUUAUCAGGAGUGGGAUCACAAAGUCUGUAUCCACUUUCCUGUCUUUGCAGUCUAUGUUGAAGCUGAGAACAAGGUUGAAGCAUAUGUUCAACAGCACCGAAUAUGCCUCGAGCACCUCCUAUGUAAAUAAACCACAGAGCCUUUCUUGUAUUGCAAUUAUUGAAGAUGGAGAUUUCUGGAGGACAGUGGAAGAGUGUGUGGCAAUCUCUGAGCCUUUUUUGAAAGUUUUGAGAGAAGUCUCUGAAGGGAAACCAACUGUAGGUUCCAUAUAUGAACUAAUGACCAGGGCCAAAGAAUCAAUCAGGACAUACUACAUAAUGGAUGAGAGCAAGUGCAAGAUAUUCUUAGAUAUUGUAGAUAAAAAGUGGCGGGACCAACUUCAUUCCCCUCUGCAUGCAGCUGCAGCAUUUUUAAACCCCAGUAUCCAAUACAAUCCUGAAAUAAAAUUCCUUUCCUCUAUUAAAGAAGACUUUUUUAAUGUUCUGGAGAAACUACUUCCUAUACCAGAUAUGAGGCGCGACAUCACCAAUCAAAUCUAUACAUUCGCAAAGGCACAUGGGAUGUUUGGUUGUAGCUUAGCAAAGGAGGCAAGAAGCACAGUUGCGCCAUGGCUUUGGUGGGAACAAUACGGCGACUCUGCGCCGGGGUUGCAACGAGUUGCCAUUAGAAUAUUAAGUCAAGUUUGCAGCACCUUGUCAUUUCAGAGGCAGUGGAGCACCUUCAGGCAGAUUCACUCAGAGAAGCGGAACAAGAUUGAUAGAGAAACAUUGAACGACCUUGUUUAUAUAAACUACAAUCUCAAGUUAGCUAGGCAGAUGAAUGCAAAGUCUUUAGAAGUUGAUCUGCUUCAGUUUGAUGACAUUGACAUGACUUCUGAGUGGGUGGAGGAGAAUGAAACUUCAAGUCCAACCCAGUGGCUGGAUCGUUUUGGUCCAACUUUGGAUGGCAAUGAUUUGAAUACGAGACAGUUUGGUUCUUCUAUAUUUGGUGCAAAUGACCCCAUAUUUGGAUUAUAGUUUUGUAUCCCAUCAUUUACGUGUAGAUAGUAAUUAGCAAGUGUUUUUUUUUAUAAGCAGUAAUUAGCAAGUUACCUUUCUGGUUCUAGAUGGUGUUCAUCCUUGAUGAAAUAGGUCUUAUUUUUCUGAGUUGUAAAGACAGGACUCUAUUGUUUGUCACCUUUGUCUAAUAUCAACCAGCUUCUCCCAUACUUGUGGGAGCAUAGGAUCAGUAAUCAAUGUAAUAUAUUUUUAUUGUGUUUGAAUAUAAAAUUCAACUGUUUCCACUUUCCAGA
Lotus japonicus is the source of this 2529-nucleotide messenger RNA. RefSeq lists its product as uncharacterized. NCBI's taxonomy places the organism in Eukaryota, Viridiplantae, Streptophyta, Magnoliopsida, Fabales, Fabaceae. The transcript has 4 exons. The coding region runs from base 203 to 2254 and encodes 683 amino acids. The record is from RefSeq and is a predicted model, not a curated record. Gene Ontology annotation, molecular function: DNA binding; protein dimerization activity.